Python bivittatus (Burmese python) is the source of this 956-nucleotide messenger RNA. The record is from RefSeq and is a predicted model, not a curated record. NCBI's taxonomy places the organism in Eukaryota, Metazoa, Chordata, Lepidosauria, Squamata, Pythonidae.
GAUCGCAAUCAAAUCCGGUUACAAAGGGUGGCUUCAACAACACCCCAAAGAAGGAGCAUCUCACCAGCACAAUGUAAGGCAACAAGGAGUCAGAGCUGUAAGAGGCUUACAAGGUCAUUACAGUCCCGCUCACCAUCCCCAACCCCAAGAAGGCGUCUCCAUGAACUCUGCAGAGAUAACCACCAGCAGCCAUCCUCCCUGAACCUGAGAGCUGUUAAGUUCAAACCAGAAGUGGACCACCGGCCACCUUUUGUAGUUAGGCAUGUUGAUGCUUCUAAAGCAUUUGCUGAAGAAGCCCAGUCUCCCUUAUUGUAUCAAAAUGCAAGACAGGGUGCAAGCACAUCAAGAAAUCCUCCCAAAUACCAACUGAAACGAGCAUUAUCGUUUGAUAGCUGGAAAACAGCAUGUCCAGCUGCUAAGGUUAUCAGAGAGCCAUUUGAAGACCAUAGUUCAGACUGUGAGUCAUCAUCUCAUGAAACAAGGGCAUCUGCUGCCACCUAUGCAUGGAACAGCUCUGGUCUUUGCCAAAGAAGUUCGUCCCCAAAAUAUUAUGGGUCAUACAGUCCUAGUGGAAGAUGGGCAUCUCCCCAGCACAGGAUAUACUCCAGCCCUAAUUCCAGCUGGGAGGAGAUUAAUGAGAGAGUGAGGAAUCUGCUUACCUCCGAUGAGGCCAGGCAAAGACUUUCCAUUGGAGCCACUGAUUUUGAGAUUGAUGAUGUCCUUGAAAGAAGGUCCAUCUCUUUGAGGAGAUCCCCACACUGUGACUCAACAGAACAGAGAUACAGCUUGUAGUUAUGGUUGGCAAGAAAGAAUGCCACAGCUUUGAGAUAUAGACUGGAAGACUUACUGCUGGCAAGACCUUCGUUGCAGAGUGAAGAAGAUGGAUAGUUCAUUUUCAGCAUGAAGUUGUGUCAACACUGAUUUGAACACAAGUUACUGCUGUAUGGCUGUGUUGA